Messenger RNA from Hyposmocoma kahamanoa, 1783 nucleotides. RefSeq names its product heat shock 70 kDa protein cognate 4-like. Gene Ontology annotation, biological process: protein refolding; cellular response to unfolded protein. The transcript has a single exon. Gene Ontology annotation, cellular component: cytoplasm. The coding region runs from base 42 to 1574 and encodes 510 amino acids. Gene Ontology annotation, molecular function: misfolded protein binding; ATP binding; ATP-dependent protein folding chaperone. NCBI's taxonomy places the organism in Eukaryota, Metazoa, Arthropoda, Insecta, Lepidoptera, Cosmopterigidae. The record is from RefSeq and is a predicted model, not a curated record.
UGAUCGGGCGUCGCUUCGACGACCCCGUGGUGAAGGCAGACAUGAAGCUGUGGCCGUUUACAGUCGUCAACGAGGACGACAAGCCUAAGAUCCAAGCUCGGUUCAAGGGCAAACGCAAGACCUUCUUCCCUGAAGAAAUAAGCGCCAUGUUACUGUCUACACUCAAGAGCUCGGCAGAGACUUACCUAGGCAAACCAGUGCGUAACGCUGUGGUAACCGUGCCAGCGUACUUCAACGACUCCCAGCGUCAGGCCACCAAGGACGCCGGCACCAUCGCAGGCCUCAACGUGCUGCGUAUCAUCAAUGAACCGACGGCCGGUGCGGUCGCAUACGGCCUCGAUAGGGCCGAAGAAGAGGAGCGCAAUGUGCUAAUUUACGAUUUGGGAGGCGGUACUUUCGACGUCUCCGUUCUGACCAUUGAAGAAGGAAUCUUUGAGGUCCGCGCCACAGCCGGGGACUCGCACCUUGGCGGUGAAGAUUUCGAUACACGCCUAGUGGAGCACUGCGCCAGCGAAUUCGACAGGAAGCACGGUCUGGACCUGCGCAAAGACAACAAGGCUCUAAGGAGGCUGAGAACGGCGUGUGAGCGCGCCAAGCGCACGCUUUCGUCGUCGACGAAGGCCAGCGUGGAGCUGGACGCACUGUACGGCGGCGAGGACCUGCACGCGGUAAUCACUCGCGCGCUCUUCGAGAAACUCAACAAGGACCUGUUCCAGAAGACCAAAAACAUCUUGCAACAAGCGAUGCGCGACGCGAAAAUGGGUAAAGACGAUAUAGCAGAUGUAGUGUUGAUAGGGGGGUCGACGCGAAUUCCGUAUGUUCAGCAGUUGGUACGGGAAUUCUUCGGGAAAGAACCGAGCAAGUCGAUAAACCCGGACGAGGCCGUCGCUUACGGCGCGGCAGUUCAAGCUGCUGUUCUAGACGGUGAUCCUUCUGAGAUUAUCUCUGAUCUGAUCCUCGUCGAUGUGACCCCUCUUUCCCUCGGCAUCGAAGUGAUUGGAGGAAUUAUGACUGUAGUCAUCGAUCGGAACACAACCAUCCCCACGAAAAACACCAAGAGAUACUACAACAGUGCCGACAACCAAACCGAAAUUUUGUUUAAAGUGUUUGAAGGUGAGCGAAAGAUGACAGUCGAUAACCAUGAAUUAGGAGGAUUUCUUUUGUCUGGCGUCCCACCAUUGCCUAUGGGACGAGCCGCUGUGGAUGUAACCUUUGAGUUAGAUGCCGAUGGGAUCCUUCACGUUUCGGCGGUACAAACCAUCACAAAGAGUAAAAACCAGAUAACGAUCAUUAGCAACAAAGGGCGGCUGUCGAAGGAGGAGAUCUCGCGACUAGUGCGGGAGGCGGUAGCCAUGAAGCGGGAUGACGAGGCCAGGCGAAAGGCGGCCGAGGCGAGGACCGAGCUGGAGCGCCUUUGCUUCCGCGGGCAGCGGGCAGGACAGGGCCGCCGCGUCAGGGACAAGUGCCAGUCAGUGCUGGAGUGGCUGGCUGAUGUAGGAGCCACGGCGUCGGCUCGCGAAAUCGCCUCGAAACGACAGCAGUUGCAACGGCUCUUUGAUAUGGCGAACUUGUAGAAUUAAACCGUACAAGGCACACGCCAUUGACAGUGCCGAGUAAAAUAUUUGCUAAAAUGUACGCUAUAUUCGAAUCAACGCAGCAUGGUGAUUUUGAAACGUAAUUUUAGUCUCAACUCACACUGACGCAGAGUCGAAGCGUCGCGACGCGUCAUGUUUUUCGCUUAUAGCAUAUUCAUUUCUGUUGACCCAUUAUUAAGGUACAAAUU